Punctularia strigosozonata HHB-11173 SS5 is the source of this 522-nucleotide messenger RNA. RefSeq lists its product as uncharacterized. The transcript is spliced from 2 exons. NCBI's taxonomy places the organism in Eukaryota, Fungi, Basidiomycota, Agaricomycetes, Corticiales, Punctulariaceae. The record is from RefSeq and is a predicted model, not a curated record. The annotation marks the transcript as partial.
AUAUGGGAUGGGGCUAUGCAGGCGCGUUUUGAAUCUCGCAUAGCGCGCAUCACCGCAUCGGCAGGACUCCCACUCUCUUGGGUGGACAACCUCGAAUUCAAGGCUUUCGUCGAGGACUUCAUCCCUGCAGCCCGUCUGUUCUCCCGACGGACCCUAACUAGCCGGAUUCUUCCGGCAGAGGUUGCAGUAAAUCGGCGCAGCUGUGUCAGCCGCGUCAAGGAUGGCGAAUGUACGAUCGCGUAUGAUGCUUGGACUGGGAAUAACCAGCAAAACCUUUUACCGUUUCAAGGCCAUGCGAAGGGCGAAAUAUUCACCAUAUCCGUCCACGAUAUAUCCGGAGAACGGAAGUUCGCCAUCAAUCUUCUGCCACUCAUCGAACAAGCAUACGAGGAUGCACAGAACAUCUACGGAGUCAAUGUCGUUGCAAUUGUUUCGGAUGCCGGCGGUGAUGCACGCGCUGCUCCUCAAAUGUUCGGCAGAAAGCAUCCCCGACUUGUAAUCCCAGAUUGUUACGCACACCAG